GCAUCCACCUGUCAUUUCUGUGUAGGAGCUGCUCAUUCGGCAUGAUAUUCAAAAGGCAACUUGAUCAUGAGGACAUGCAUCCAACUAACAUCUCUCUCAGGAACAAAUGCACCGCCAAAAAUAUCAAUAAAAGACUUCUUCAUUCAUCCCUGCAUCCUUUCCCUCUCCAAUCCCAAGAGCACUUCCCUCCUAUGAGAGGACACCAUUAGACCUGCUACAAGCCAGUGCUUCUGAUGCUAACAUUGGCAGUUUUGGCCAGAAGCAUGGGGGAGUGGAAGGGAGUACCAAUGCUCUUGAUCCUCUUCAUCCUUUCCAUCACCCAUGUAACCACCACCAAUGCAACUGCAUCAAAAUUAAAUCGGUUCGUACCUCAAGACAACUACCUCCUCAGUUGUGGGGCUUCUGCUGCUGUGAAGCUUGAUGAUGGCAGGGCAUUCCGCUCUGAUCCCGACUCAGUAUCGUUUCUAUCAACCCCGGCGGACAUCAAGAUCGCUGCGAAAACCUCCCUUGCUGCUGCUUCACCAUUAUCGCCACUCUACCUCGCCGCAAGAGUAUUCUCUGAAAUUUCAACCUAUAGCUUCUUCAUCUCCCAGCCUGGUCGCCACUGGAUCCGCCUCUACUUCUCGCCUAUUCCUGACAGCCAAUACAACCUCACCACUGCAACAUUUUCGGUGUCCACUGAUAACAUGGUUCUUCUCCAUGAUUUCUCCUUCAUAGCCAAUCCUCCUAACCCUGUAGUUAGGGAGUAUCUAGUGUUAGCACAGGGAGACAACUUAAAGAUCAUUUUUACCCCCAAAAAAAACUCGAUGGCAUUCAUCAAUGCCAUUGAGGUCGUGUCAGCCCCACCAAACCUUAUUCCAAAUACCACCACCAGACUCGGUCCUCAGGACCAAUUUGACAUAUCCAACAAUGCGUUGCAGGUUGUCUACAGGUUGAACAUGGGCGGUGCAUUGGUUACAUCGUUCAAUGACACACUAGGCAGAACAUGGCUGCCAGAUGCACCAUUUCUGAAGCUUGAGGCGACGGCAGAGGCAGCCUGGGUUCCUCCUGGAACCAUCAAGUACCCUGAUGACAACACUAUCACACCUCUCAUUGCUCCAGCAAGCAUCUACUCAACAGCACAGCAGAUGGCCUCAACAAAUACCACAAAUGCAAGAUUCAACAUCACAUGGCAAAUGGUGGCCGAGCCAGGAUUCAGGUACCUUAUCCGCCUACAUUUCAGCGACAUUGUCAGCAAGGCACUCAAUAGCCUUUUCUUCAAUGUCUACGUUAAUGGCAUGAUGGGUGUCGCCAACCUUGAUCUAUCAAGCCUGACAAUGGGCCUUGCAGUGGCCUACUAUAAAGACUUGAUUGUUGAAUCUUCCAGCAUCAUCAAUUCCACCCUAGUAGUCCAGGUUGGCCUAGGCAAAACCGACUCCGGUGACCCCAAUGCCAUCCUUAAUGGCCUUGAGAUCAUGAAGAUAAGUAAUGAAGCAAGCAGCUUAGAUGGCCUCUUUUCACCACAAACAAGCUCGCAAGUUGGUAAGAGGACACUGACUGGUAUAGCAAUUGCUUUGGCAGUGACAGCUGCAUUGGCAGUAGUGAUAUGCUUCAGGCGAAGCCGUAAACCAGCAUGGCAGAAGACUAACAGCUUCCACUCUUGGUUUCUUCCACUCAACUCAUCCCACUCAAGCUUCAUGAGCAGCUGCAGCAAGCUCUCCAGAAGUCGCUUUGGCUCCACAAGGACCAAGAGUGGAUUUUCAAGCGUGUUUGCAUCCAGCGCUUAUGGAUUGGGACGCUAUUUCACCUUUGUCGAAAUUCAGAAAGCCACUAAAAACUUUGAAGAAAAGGGUGUUCUAGGUGUUGGUGGCUUUGGAAAAGUUUAUCUUGGUAGUACUGAGGAUGGAACAAAGCUGGCUAUCAAGCGAGGCAAUCCAUCAUCUGAUCAAGGUAUGAACGAGUUCCUGACUGAAAUUCAAAUGUUAUCAAAACUUCGCCACCGCCACCUGGUUUCACUCAUUGGUUGUUGUGAUGAGAACAAAGAGAUGAUCUUGGUUUAUGAGUUCAUGUCAAAUGGUCCACUAAGGGAUCAUCUGUAUGGUGACCCAAACAUCAAGCCUCUGUCUUGGAAGCAGCGCCUCGAAGUUUGCAUUGGGGCAGCAAAGGGUCUGCAUUAUCUUCAUACAGGCUCAGCUCAGGGCAUAAUUCACCGUGAUGUCAAGACUACCAACAUCCUCCUUGAUGAAAAUUUUGUGGCCAAGGUCGCUGAUUUUGGCCUAUCAAAAGAUGCUCCAUCGCUCGAACAGACUCAUGUCAGCACUGUAGUCAAAGGAAGCUUUGGGUAUCUUGAUCCAGAGUACUUCAGACGUCAACAGCUGACAGAUAAGUCUGAUGUGUACUCUUUCGGGGUGGUACUCUUUGAAGUGCUGUGUGCAAGACCAGCCAUCAAUCCAGCCCUUCCAAGAGACCAGGUGAGCCUGGCAGAGUGGGCCCGUACAUGGCACCGCAAGGGGGACCUUAGCAAAAUAAUCGAUCCUCAUAUUGCAGCACAAAUCAGGCCUGAUUCACUCGAGAUGUUUGCUGAGGCUGCUGAUAAAUGCCUUGCUGACUAUGGAGUCGACCGUCCAUCAAUGGGAGACGUGUUGUGGAAACUUGAAUUCGCCUUGCAACUUCAGCAGAAGGGUGAUGUUGUUGAUGGCACCAGCGAUGGGGUUCCAAUGAAGAGCUUGGAGGUGUCCAACAUGGAUAGCAUGGAGAAAUCUGGUAAUGCUAUCCCAUCUUAUGUCCAAGGAAGAUGA
Molecule: messenger RNA, 2777 nt
Organism: Lolium perenne
Lineage: Eukaryota; Viridiplantae; Streptophyta; Magnoliopsida; Poales; Poaceae
Product: probable receptor-like protein kinase At5g61350
Biological process (GO): protein phosphorylation
Molecular function (GO): protein kinase activity; ATP binding
Source: RefSeq, a predicted model, not a curated record